AGAUAUGAAGGUGUACCCGAUUGGGCAGCAGGUAGAAAAAAUAAAGAAAUUUAUUCUAGUAGGGAUGAAGGGGAUAAAGAUGAUGAUGAUGAUGAUAAUGAAGAUGAUGAAGAUAAUAAAGAUGAUGAUGAUGGUGAUUAUAAUGAGGAUGAAGGUGAGGAUAGUAAUGAUUGUGGUGGAAAUGGGGGUGACAAAGCAAGUGGUAAAAGACCAGCUUCUGAUAUUAUAGUGGAACGACCAAGUAAACGAAUAGUUUAA
Dentiscutata erythropus is the source of this 258-nucleotide messenger RNA. The record is from the annotation of a GenBank genome assembly. Lineage: Eukaryota; Fungi; Glomeromycota; Glomeromycetes; Diversisporales; Gigasporaceae.